AGCGUCCACCACGUGGAUAAGCCCGUUUGUGUUUUUAAACGGAAGCAAUAUGGCGUCUUUGGAGGACUACCACUUCUUGGAAAGCUUCAAAAGGAAGCGUAUAAAGCUCACCACUAAACUCUGCGUGUUUACUGGCGUGGUUCAGCGCAUCAGCCUGAAUAAAACCAUCGUUUUAGAAGAUGUGGUUGAAGAGACGAGGAAUACCAAGCUCUGUGGAGCUAAGCUCUUCUUUGGACACGAAAUCCUCAACAUCGAGAUCCCCAACCUCGCCAAACUCGAAGACCCUGUGCAGCAAAGCAGGCCCAACCCAGGCCAGCAGAUGCUGCCUGUGGCCGAGUUCCAGCCCUACAGGCGCAGCUUGCUGCUGGACGAAGAAGACGAGCAGCACGUGAACUACGUGGUGGUAGAUGAGUUCCACGAGAAGUUUGGUCCUGCUGUGAUGCACAUCAAGAAGCAGCAGGUGGUUGGGAUUGGAUCUGACGGGGUUGGUGUCUUCCAGCACGAGCGGCUGUGCUGGUUGCAGAUCGCCACUAAAAACAAGGUGUACCUUUUCGACAUCCUACUGCUUGGGAGUAGAGCCUUCAAAAACGGCUUGUCCAUGAUUCUGGAGAGCAAGCACAUCCUGAAGGUCAUUCACGACUGUCGCGGCAUCGCCGGAUCUCUGUUGGCUCAGUUUGGGGUGAGUCUUACUAACGUUUUCGACACUCAGAUCGCAGACGUCUUGCACUUCUACGAAGAAACCGGUGGAUACCUGCCGGACAGGGUCAGCACACUGGAGGAGGUGGUCAGCUUUCACCUGAAGAUGCCUUUGUACCAUCUUUCCUCUCUGAAGAUCAAGGCCCAGCUCGUGAGGGAGGACCGAGAAGUCUGGUAUGUGCGACCUUGCCCUGCUCCACUCCUGAAGGUCAUGGCCUUGUCGGUGAUCCACCUGCAGCCGCUGCGCCUGGUGCUUCUGGAUGCUCUCAUGUCCGACUACACCACAUUGGUGAACUUCUACCUAAGUGGCAACCAAGUUACACCAGUGCCGACGCAGAACAUCAACAGCAGGAUUGGGCUGGAACUCCCCAGGGAGCUUCGGGAGCUGGAAGUUAUCAGGCAGGAGCGCCAGGAGUGGGCUGUAGGCCAUUACCCAGUUACUGAAGAUGGUCUACUGGAGCGCUACAAGCCCAGACCCUCCACAGAGACAGAAGCACGGUCCACAGAUGCUGAUCUGGAGCAAUCAUCAGCAGCCUCCUGUCAAUUAGAGGAGAUCUCAAGCCAAUUGGAAGCAGCAUCUUCAAUGACUUCUCCAAGCCAAGAUCUUCAGAAGAACCUACCCAUCUCCACAACGUUCCCUGUGCUCGGUAGAGGGUUCAACAUCUCAACACCACCUCUCCAGCCGCCCAGAGGAGGUCUGAAGAACACCGUAGGAAAGAUCAACCCAGAGCCAGGAGCUUCCAGUUGUUUGGAUUCAGAAUCGCAGGCUCAACCCAUCUCCAUUAUGGCAGGGGUGGCCACCACAGGCUCCUACCCAUUCUCUGCCAUGUCCAUGGGCAGAGGGUUCCUUCACACAUCCCAGUAAACCAGCAAACCAGUAACCUGAAAACCAGUAAGAAAAAAGAAACGUGUUGACUAUUGAGUCUAGUUUAAACAUCCUGUCCUAUGCUGGAAUCUUCUGUUAAUUUUUGUUUUAUUAAAAUUGAUGCAUGGAUGGAGAGCAACAGUUGAUAGAUCUUCAAAUGUUUUAGUUUGUUAAAGAGGCAUUUAAAGCUCAGUUGGAAAAUAGAAAAUUAGCAUGUGUAUAAAACCAUUCAUUCAUUAUUUGGUAAAGUAAAUACGCUAUAGUAACAAAAGGAAACAGGUCUCAUCUUUUCAUUUCUGCCUCAAAUGGUCUGAAUUUUUAUGAAGGAAAAUUUAUCUUUACAGUGUAAUGUCAGAUAUUUUUGUUACAAUAUUUUCCCAUUUUUGAUUGUGAUGAGCAGACUACCCCAAAAUAGAAAAACGUUUUCUCAAAAAAAUCUAGUGUCUAAAACAGAAAUGGGGGAAAAAAUAGAGAAUUAGAAAAAUUAACCAAAAUCCAUUAUUUGCUUUGUGGAAAACUGUGCCAAAUGGAAAACUAUUCAUUUUCCACAAUUUCACUAGUUUUUCAUUUCUGCACCACACAAUCUGAAUUUCACAAACAUAGGAAAUUUAUUUAUUUAUACUUUUUUUUUUUUCAUUUCCCCUGACAUUUCAGAUUGUGAGGGUUAGGAAUGAAAACAAAAUGAAAAAAUAUGUAAAUUUAAAUUCAAUGUUUUUCUUUAUUCCCCAAACAGUCUGAAUUACACACAACAAAGGGGAAAAAAAUAGUGUCUAUAUUUUUAUAUUUUUCUUCACCAGUCUAUUGGUGUAAUGCUAUGUACUUUACGUUACAAGAUGCAACCUAACAUGAGAGGCAGAAAUGGAAAAAAACUUUGAAAAUUUAACCAAAAUCAUUUUUUGCUGUGCUUUUCCGAAUGGAAAAUAAAGAUUAGAAAGUUUUUUUUUUUUUACUUUUUUUACAAGGUGAAAUUUUUUAUUUCAUUUUUCCUAAAAGGGUCAGACAAAUGCAAAUUCACCAAAUGGAAAACCAUUUAUUUUUUUAUGUUCCAGUUUCACUUAAAUGUGAAAAACAUUAUAUCUGUCCUAUAUUUUCAGAUUUUCUCUAAGUUUAAUGCUGUAAUUCUACCUAUACUUUUUUGUAGCAUGUACGUAACACAUCUAACACAGAGAAUGUGGGGUUUACUAAUUAUUUACUCAUAUCAUACUCGUAUUGUGGUUUGAGGUCCUCAGGACUGGGUUUAGAAAUAAACAUUUGCUUUAUUUGCUUUAGUUUAGUUAUUUUUUUAUUAAUUGUAUUAUAAUAUUGAUUUAUUAUAUUGGAGUUUUAACAAAAGGAAAUGUCAUUGCUGUUCAGUUAUAUACUGAUUUAAAUGCAUGUUUGUGAUUAAGAGUUAAGAGUACAGUUAGAUGUUUAUUUCUCUUAUUUUAAGAAGAGUUUAAGUGCUGUUCGUUUCUGUGUGGGUAGGUGGCAGUGUUGCCCACCUCUUAGAAAAACAGAGUUUUAUCAGUUCAGUAUCAGUUUCUCAGUUUGUUUUGGAAUAUAGAGCAUAUUUAACAUGCAUUGUGAUGUUAAAAAAAGGUAAUGUUACCUGUUCUCAUUGUUAUAUCUUAAUAUUGCAAUAAACAUGUGUCUUAACAUUUAA
Molecule: messenger RNA, 3203 nt
Organism: Astyanax mexicanus (Mexican tetra)
Lineage: Eukaryota; Metazoa; Chordata; Actinopteri; Characiformes; Acestrorhamphidae
Gene: exd1
Product: exonuclease 3'-5' domain containing 1
Exons: 1
Coding region: 50-1561 (503 amino acids)
Biological process (GO): nucleobase-containing compound metabolic process
Molecular function (GO): 3'-5' exonuclease activity; nucleic acid binding
Source: RefSeq, a predicted model, not a curated record